Molecule: messenger RNA, 2451 nt
Organism: Tyto alba (common barn owl)
Lineage: Eukaryota; Metazoa; Chordata; Aves; Strigiformes; Tytonidae
Gene: TRABD2A
Product: TraB domain containing 2A
Exons: 8
Coding region: 115-1707 (530 amino acids)
Biological process (GO): negative regulation of Wnt signaling pathway
Cellular component (GO): membrane
Molecular function (GO): metalloendopeptidase activity
Source: RefSeq, a predicted model, not a curated record
AAAAAAAAAAAAAAAAAAGGAGUAAAGGGAGGUGUGGAAGCACCAGAAGAGAGAGAAAAAAUAAAGAAAAGGGAAGGUGUUCCUAAAGUGUGCCGAGCCUGGGAGCGAGCAGGGAUGGUGCACGCCGGCUGGCUUUGCCUGCUGCAGGGCUCUCUCCUCCUGCUGGCCAGAGCGCGGCAGAGCCGCGACCCCGCCGGCGGCUGCCCGCUCCACGGAAAGCAAAGUGAGCUGAACUCCUUCCUGUGGACCAUCAAGAGAGAGCCCCCAUCUUACUUUUUUGGCACCAUCCAUGUCCCAUACGCGCGUGUCUGGGAUUUCAUUCCAGAGAACUCCAAGAAGGCCUUUCAGCAGAGCCACAUCGUGUACUUUGAGCUGGACCUCACUGAUCCCUAUACCAUCUCAGCUCUCACCAGCUGCCAGCUCCUGCCACAGGGGGAGAACCUCCAGGACGUGCUGCCCCAUGACAUCUACCGCCGACUCAAGCAACACCUGGAGUAUGUCAAGCUCAUGAUGCCAUCCUGGAUGACCCCAGACCAGCGGGGCAAAGGGCUGUAUGCAGACUACCUCUUCAAUGCCAUUGCUGGCAACUGGGAGAGGAAGAGGCCAGUGUGGGUGAUGCUGAUGGUGAAUUCUCUGACGGAAGUAGACAUCAAGUCGCGAGGAGUGCCUGUUCUGGAUCUAUACCUGGCCCAGGAAGCAGAACGGCUGAAGAAGCAAACAGGUGCUGUGGAGAAAGUGGAAGAGCAGUGCCACCCACUCAAUGGGCUGAACUUCUCCCAGGUGGUCUUUGCUUUGAAUCAGACUCUCUUGCAGCAGGAAAGCCUCCGAGCAGGCAGUUUCCAGAUCCCCUAUACAACAGAAGAUCUUAUCAAGCAUUACAACUGUGGAGACCUCAGUUCCAUCAUCUUCAACCAUGACACUUCUCAAGCAGGCCCUUUGCAGAUGAAGGACAAGGACAUGUUGCUGUCUCCCUGGCACGUCUGCUUUCCUGCACCUCCUGUCACAGGAGUCUGUACCACCUCACCCCUGUCUUGCUUCAUGCAAGCAGUGAAGGUCCCAAAUUUCAUUAAUGCUACACUUCCAGCUCAUGAACGCGUUACUGCCCAAGAGAUAGACAGCUACUUCCGCCAGGAGCUUAUCUACAAGCGAAAUGAGAGAAUGGGCAGGAGGGUGAAGGACCUGCUGGAGGAGUACCCAGACAAGAUUUUCUUCUUUGCAUUUGGAGCUGGUCACUUCCUGGGCAACAACACAGUGAUUGAUGUUUUGAGGAGAGAAGGGUACGAGGUAGAACACACUCCAGCUGGACAAGCCAUCAACAACAGAAAACCCCUCAAAACCUUGUUAGCCUUUUCAUCGUCAUCACCAGCACAUAGACCCUUUGUUGUGUCCCAGGAGCUCCCACUGCCAUUGUACCCCCCGAAGGAGGAGGAGGAAGAGAUCCCGCCUCACCUGCUGCUCCCUGACAGCAUUGACUUGCUGGAGGAGGUAGACAGGAAGUACAAAAAGAAGAAGAAGAAGCAGCAGAAGCAAAGACUGCGACAGUUUAACGAUCUCUGGGUUCGUCUUGAAGAAAGGCAUUUUUCAAGAGUCAUUUUUAUUUCCCACUUCUGGACCUAUGGACAACUGCUUCCUAGUCAGCAUCAGAGGAAUCCACAUAAACGCUGUCAAAGAGCUAUUGCUUAUGAUGUGGUAGAUAUGCUUCCCUGAGAUGUGCCAUCUUAAUAGGUCCCAUGAUCUGCUCCUCCCUGUUAAUAGAGUUUGAGAAGGGCAUGGAGGCCUGCUGGGACAGCUGUCCUCUUUAAGCUGUUGAAGGAGAAGAAGAAGUAAUGCUCGCUAGAGCUCAGCUCAGGUGUGUUCCCCUGGUGAGCACAUUUGGCUAGAAGGCAGUGGCAGAGCAUUAGAAUAAAUCAUGUAAUUACAUAACUGGGGAAUUGGUGAGAGAUUUUCACUUAUGUUAACAAUCUCUUGUACCUGGGGGCUUAUACUUUCAGUACCAGCCUUUUUUUGAAUUAAUUCUGGUUUUGUAUUUUUUUUUUUCUGUAAAUGUUUUAUGUAUACCUAUUAGAAAAUUUUUUUUUUUUGGUAUUUUAAAUAAGCCAUGAUAUUAACACAUUCCCAGUCUAAAGUUUACUUGUCCAUCUAAAUUCAUUGUGUCAGUAGGCAAUUACUGGUAGUUCUUUACAAAUAUGCUACCUCAGUCCCCAGAUUUUUAGUUAUCAUUUUCUUACCUAAAACUUUCAUAUUUUUUUUUUUUUAGAUUUUAUGAACACAUACUAAUAGUUAAAACAUUAUUAAAAGAAAGAGCUCCACUAUCAUCCUUCAAGAUAUCAACCAAUCUAUAAUAUCUUCAAGUAAUGCUGAAGCUUACUUUAGGAGUACAUUACUCCAGAGUGUAUUUUUAAUGUUGUUUUCCUCUUCUUUUCAAAUAUGAGGUAAAGAUCGGUGCUGAAG